Messenger RNA from Penaeus chinensis, 673 nucleotides. It is a transcript of the gene MED22, whose product is annotated as mediator of RNA polymerase II transcription subunit 22-like. The record is from RefSeq and is a predicted model, not a curated record. Gene Ontology annotation, biological process: regulation of transcription by RNA polymerase II. The transcript has 4 exons. Gene Ontology annotation, cellular component: mediator complex. Bases 155 to 595 code for a protein of 146 amino acids. NCBI's taxonomy places the organism in Eukaryota, Metazoa, Arthropoda, Malacostraca, Decapoda, Penaeidae. Gene Ontology annotation, molecular function: transcription coregulator activity.
AUGUAUACAUAAACGCUCUCUCCCUUAUUACCCACAAUGCACCAGUGAAAAAUUGUAAACAAACAAACCCACAGUCUUCCUCGCUGGUGCCAGUCGUCAGUCGCUGUUUUCUGAACAAUAACUUCUAGUUGGGUAUUAUACAAAGCAGGGUCCAAUGCAGCCGAAAAUGGCCCAGCAGGGGAAGCAGCCUCAAGGUAGAGAGGCCCUGCUCAAGUCCUACAACAGGAGGUUAAAGGAUGAUGUCAAGUCCAUUCUUGAAAACUUCAUGGAAAUUGUCAAGCUUGGUGUGGUUGAAGAUGAGAGUCAGGUGCAUAGGAUGACACAGGUGGAUAUAAUUCACUACCAGAUGCAUGUUCGAUCAUCAAACAUGGUGAGGGCAGCCGAGUCCUUAAUGAAAUUAGUAGCCGAUGUGAAGCAAUACUUAAUUCUCAAUGAUUUCCCAUCUGUUAAUGAGGCCAUUACACAGAACUCUAAGAUCUUCAAGUCCAAGAGUCAGGAAGCUGACCAGAAGCUCAUGGCUCUGAGGGACGACAUGGCCUCUGACUUGUAUGAACUGGAAGAGGAGUUUUAUUCUUCAGUUUAUAAGGAAAAAUAAGAAAAUAGCACUUUUAUUCUUUAUUUCUCAUACUCAUUUCCUCUGUAUCUUUCCCAUUAAAAUAUAAAGGUCUUUUAA